Molecule: messenger RNA, 1826 nt
Organism: Cuscuta europaea
Lineage: Eukaryota; Viridiplantae; Streptophyta; Magnoliopsida; Solanales; Convolvulaceae
Source: the annotation of a GenBank genome assembly
CAAAUACAGUACUUACUAUCGACAAACAUCACCAUUCAACCACACGAACAGAUGCUCUAAAUCUUGCCGGUUCCUUCCACUCUCAUUCAUUACAACUUUCUCCAUUGUCCAAUUUCCUUUCCAAAUUCCAGUCAAUCAAUCAUGACCUGUUCAACCAACCUUUCCGUCAAGCACAAUCCUCUUUCACCGGCGGCCCUUAAUCUACACCACUCGAGCAAUAUCCUCCCCAAAUACCGGAGCCUCUCGACCCUGCCUCGGAAUGGCGACGGAAGGGUCACGGCGUGUCUUAACUUGGAAACGCGAGCACCCGAUGCCGAGACGGCGAAGUUCGUCAUCGGAGAAAAGAGCAGGACGAUCAUGGACGAGUCUGCUAGGUUCCUGGUGGGGACUUAUGCCAGAGCUCCCUUAGUCCUGUCCAGUGGCAAAGGCUGUAAAUUGAAGGAUGUUGACGGGAGGGAGUACUUGGAUUUGACCUCCGGGAUCGCCGUCAAUGCCCUUGGCCAUGCCGAUCCUGAUUGGCUCCGGGCGGUUACUGAGCAGGCUAGAACCCUAACUCACGUCAGCAAUAUGUAUCUUUCACUGCCGCAGGUUGAACUGGCAAAACGCCUUGUUUGUCUCUCUUUCGCUGACCGUGUAUUCUUCUCGAAUUCUGGAACCGAAGCAAAUGAAGCUGCGAUUAAAUUUGCCAGGAAGUUCCAGAGAUAUUCACAUUCCGCCAAGGAUGACAACCCUCCCGUGGAGUUUAUUGCAUUCUCCAAUUGUUUCCAUGGGAGGACUAUGGGUGCUGUUGCUUUGACAAGCAAAGAGCAUUACAGAUUGCCAUUUGAACCUGUUAUGCCAGGAGUUACUUUCUUAGAGUAUGGCAAUAUUCAGGCAGCAACCGAACUGAUUCAGAGUGGAAGAAUUGCUGCAGUAUUUGUGGAGCCUAUCCAGGGAGAAGGGGGCAUAUAUAGUGCUACGAAGGAGUUUUUACAAGCCCUGCGUACUUCUUGUGAUAGUGUUGGUUCACUUCUUGUGUUUGAUGAGGUUCAAUGCGGCUUAGGACGAACUGGUCAUCUCUGGGCUCACGAGUCUUACGGCAUAUACCCAGAUAUAAUGACACUAGCCAAGCCUCUUGCUGGAGGUCUACCUAUAGGAGCCGUGUUGGUGACGGAAAAAGUAGCUGCAGCAAUAAACUAUGGAGACCAUGGUAGCACUUUUGCCGGAGGGCCCCUGAUCUGCCAUGCUGCAGUUACUGUACUGGACAAGAUUUCAAAACCAGAAUUCCUGGCUGGCGUUUCUGAUAAAGGACACUAUUUCAAAAAGUUGCUUGUCAAGAAGUUGGGAGGAAACUCACACGUGAAGGAGGUUAGAGGGGUGGGGCUUAUUAUCGGCGUAGAACUUGAUGUGGCGGCAGCACCGCUUGUGGAGGCGUGUCAACAUUCUGGUCUGCUGGUUUUGACGGCAGGGAAAGGGAAUGUUGUGAGGCUUGUGCCUCCUUUGAUCAUCUCAAAGGAAGAAUUAGAGCAUGCAGCUGACAUUUUAGCUGACUCUUUGCCUGCAUUGGACAAGUUCACCUAAGUUUAUCUGUAGCAUACUUAUUAUACGGAUUACAAAGUAUAUAAAAGCAAUUUGUAUCCGUUUCAUCAAACAAUUUCUAUAUAUGUAACCUGUUUUUGUAAUAAGGCUCUGCUCCAAUAGUAGAGCCGUUUGGGUAAAACUUGUUGGCAUACACAAAGCCGAAGUUGAAGUUGUAAAGCUAUGACGGUGUAUGCAACUUUGUAAAAUAAAUUUCAGUGAAGUAAAGAAUAUGCAAUGAAAUAGUCGAAAGAUAAAGUGCAGAAGUG